ACCGGAAGACAAAGCCGCAUGACACAACUUGUGAAUGGCUUUAAACAUGUGCAAAGAAGCUGUUUGUUUGUUAAAUCAGUCCCAAACAUUUGGAAGUGUUUCCCAACGCGAGGGAGAUUUAUUUAGGCCGUAAGUGUUUUAGAUAGAAUGUCUCUGGAAGGACUAUAAGUCACACUAUUAUCGUGUCGUUUGAAUGUGCAUUCCUCUCGUUCACAAGCAGGAGUGAUCACAGCUGAUGAGAAAGUUUCAAGCCAGGCAGAAGCUGAUUGGUCUAUGAUUGCAAAGCGGUUGCACAGAAGCGGCUAAAUUUGAGAAAGGUGGAGUGCGAGUAAAGUUUGGAAGCAGAAGAGAUCUGAUGAAGCGAACGGCGCUCAGCAACACCACCGUCAAUUGGUCCCGGACUCAGAAGUCCAAGUGACGCGGCCACGGCGCCAAUCCGCGAGUGGGAUACUGACACCUGACGGUUUGGUCUCCCCAGUCGCUGGUCUCCGCACGACCACCGUAUUCGGCUCUGCAGUGCAGGGGCUGCAGCGUUGUAUGGAAGCAGAGCGCGCGCGCCCUACUUUGGACAUGCUGCCCCCGAAGACCUGCCUGCCCAGGAACUACAGCUGUAUCGCCGGACUCUUCGGCAGCCUGGCCGCGGCGAACCCUCGUCUGGACGAUGGGGACGAUUUGGACAUCAUGAACGGCACCUGCGAGCCCGCCGAGAGCCCCGUCGUGGACGAGCGGCCGCGGGGCAGGGAGACCUUCCUCAAGCCUCCGCAGAGUCCCAGCCUGCGCCGGAGAUGCAAGUCCCUUCCCACUCCCACGGAGAGGGCCAAGUUGGAAAUCUCCCGCAAGAGAAGUCCAACAAGUCAGAAAAAGGUGCGCUUCGCGGACUCCCUGGGUCUGGAGCUCAUCUCCGUGAAGCAUUUCGACGAUUCGGAUGAGCCGGAGGUCCCGGAGCGCAUUUUGGCAAAGUUGCCCAAAUCCACGGACUUAAAUCACAUGGCCAGUACGAAAUUCCCCCGACCCCUCACUCAGUCCGUGUUCAUGGAGCUGCAGUUCACCACUCCGGGCACUCUGCCCGGUUUCGAGCAGAAAGUGCGGGAGGUGAAAGUGCUGCUGGAGAGCGUGGAGACAGACGACUUCAGCCUGUCCGGCUUCGUGCGCGUCUUGAACCUGGCCUUCGAGAAGAGCGUCUCCUUGCGCUACUCCCUCAACAAUUGGAUCACCUUCAUGGACAGUUUGGCGUCUUAUGUGCCCCACUCGAGCGACGGUGCCACCGAUCGGUUCUCCUUCAAGGUGGUCAUGCCCACUUACAUGGAGAAUGGGGGUACGCUGCAGUUCGCUAUAAAAUACACGGUCGACGGCGAGGACUUUUGGGAUAAUAACAACGGCAAAAACUACAAAGUCCGACGUCACCGGUUCAAGAUGUCUCCGCCAAAGGAAUGGGAGAACGGAUGGAUUCACUUUAUAUAAGCUCAGUCGGUCAUACUGGGUGCGUUAAUUGAGCGUACAGUCACCCCCCGGGUAGCUUUUAAAAUGACUAACGUGUAUAAAUGGGCGUUUAGUUCUGCCGUAAUUAGCGUAAGUGUCGUGUGACGGAAAUGGACACUAUCAAAUACUGUCGGAGUGAGCAUUUGAGGUGCCCGGUGAGGGGUAAUUUGCCUUGAUGUCAGGGCUCUGUACAGCUCGGUGCCCUUUGGGAGGGCACGUCCACAUUAUGUAACUUGGAAACACGUGACGGCGGGGAAAAACGUGCCGGGCCAUUCCGACCUCGGGCAUCAUUGCUCUUUGCAGGAGGUGCCGCAACGUUAAUUGCUAUGGUGAGCUGUCGUUUAUUAUUUUAUUUGCACGGGUGAAACAGUAUGGCAGGCUGAACCACAAUGUGAUGUCGCUGCCUUGAAAGUGUAGCUUGAAUUGGGGUUAAUGGGGGUUGAUGUAAUUCACAGUAUCUUCCAAAGUUAAAAUCGAGUGUAGCUCAUUCAUCGAUUACGUGAUGCCGUUAAAUGCCUUUUGUAACGCAUUGUAUGAGAAGCAGAGCAGUGGUAGUUUUCAUUUUGCUCACUAAUCAUAUAUUUUCAGAGAUUGCAGUUGUCGCAGGACAGCUACUUUCCCCCAAAAAUCUUAAUUGGUCGUUACAUUGUGUGCAUACAGACAAUAGAAUCCAUCUAAAAACACCGGGAAUAAAUUUCCUCUCAACGCUUUCCCUUUUCAAAAAUUCCAGUCUUUUAAAUGUUGCUGAAGAGAUUCUGUUUAUUUUUAUUUUAUUCCAAGCUAAUUUUCACCGGUGAUGUUCAUUGUAGUACUUUGUAAGGACGAAAGCAAGUAUAAAGCAUCACUGUCUACUUUGUCUACUGUCACUAUUGAAGUGACAUGCUCUCCAAUAUUGUCUGUACUGGCGUCACCAUUUUUAUCAGGGAUAAUGGAACUUUUCAGCUCACCUUCCAAAUUAGCAAUAUGGCUCCCCUGUUUGACUCAAUCUUAUUAAAAUAUAUCAGACAGACAAAAUGCUGACAUGCACACAACCCUGUGACUAAAAGCAUUUUUAUUUCAACAAAGGCUGAGUAAUUGGCUAUUUUCCAAGAAAUUGUCCGAUUGAUUGCUGAUCAAUAAUAAUGGCUCGCAGCAUUUUAACUCUGGAUGACCCAAUAAAAAUUGACUUGUGACCAAAAUUGUUUUGUCCCAACGAGAAGUGUGGCUCACCCUGAUUUUUAAAAUAUUUUUUAAAAUCAAAUAAGCUUUGUAUUCACUGUCAUUAGUUGUCUUCCAAAUCGAACUUGUUUUGGUGUUGCUCAUAUUUGAUCUGUGUUUGUCUGUGAAGCUAUAAUAGUAGUCGAUGCAAGUGAGAGCACUUCCGAUUUCUCUCUGGCUGCAAUAUGAACAUUGCUUUGUUUACAUUACAGUAGUCUCAGAAGGGAGCUCUGAAUUUAAUGAUGCAAUCCGGCUGAUGUGCACAUUAAAAAAGUUUUCCAGUAAGCACUUAGCUUUUGAAGUACUUCCACUGUGACACACCCACUCAGUAUCGGAAACCAACAAACAAAAAAAAUUCACUGUUCACGACAGGGCUGCUAAAAUGAGCUGAGCUGUCUUGAGUCGACAUUUGCCGAUAUGUAGCGUACAAGCUCAGCUGCUGGUUAUUUAGUUUGACCACUGUAUUUGGACAUUGUUUGUAACGUACUUUAUUUAGUUGUCCAAAUGAAUUGGAAAAAACAAUUACUACUGUUUAUAUUGGAUUCAAAUUGGUGAUACUGCUCGCCAGCUGUUAUUGGUGCAUCUCUCCUCAAUGAAGGGCUGUUGGUCAGCUUCAGAAUUUCAUUUAACUGUUUAUGUAAGGCUUCUCAUCAGAGCUCACUGAUAGUGAUAGAUCUAUUUAGAAAUGUACUGUAUCGUUAAUGUCUCAUUGAAUGUCUUCAUAUUACUGUUAAUGUGUGUACAACACAUUACAAAAGCAGAUUCAGUUUUGCCCGGUGAUGUUCUAACCCAAAACACAACUUGAAAGCACACAAGCUGAUCUCGAAAUAAUUAAAAGGAAAACGUAUUCGGGAAAAUGAAAUUGACAUUGUAAUUAACCUGAGUUGGAUCGUUUGCACCAUUUGCAAGUGUACACCACCUUACAGUUGCCAGAUUUGACGAUAUGAAAGAGGUGGGAACUUUGUAAGUGCUUGUUUGUGAAGAAAGUGUGAUUGUCGAUGGUUGGAAACGUGUCCGGUGAGGAGCGCCAAAAGCACUUUGGUCAAUGGCGAUGAUUAUGAACGACUUAUGAUUGUAGCUGGUUCUGGGCGAGUUCACUCGGUGCUGCGUUAUUGCACUUUGAGGGAGGACAUGGAAAGAGACGGGGUUUGACAGUGGGGAAAUAGCUUUUCUUGUGAAAAUACGUUUUGCAAUAUGGUCUCCUUCCUAAUUCAUUGCCGUGUUCUCUCCUUGAGUAAAUGCCUUGACAUGGUUUUGGGUCAAAUAUGGAACUUUGUAUGCCAGUGAUUAGUUUCCAUUUUAAUGUUCUGUCAUUUACUAUGUCUUAACCUGUACCGUCUCCUCUGAAUGUUAAUCAUGUUCGCGUGCAUGCACAACUAAAAAAACAAAAUAAGCCUUUAUUUUUCUGUUAGUUUAACCAUAGGACCACUAUUUUAUUAAAUAAAUGCUUAAUAAACUGUUGAAACAAA
Messenger RNA from Hippocampus zosterae (dwarf seahorse), 4145 nucleotides. RefSeq names its product protein phosphatase 1 regulatory subunit 3E. Gene Ontology annotation, biological process: regulation of glycogen biosynthetic process. The coding region runs from base 538 to 1461 and encodes 307 amino acids. Gene Ontology annotation, cellular component: protein phosphatase type 1 complex. Gene Ontology annotation, molecular function: protein phosphatase 1 binding; glycogen binding. The transcript is spliced from 3 exons. The record is from RefSeq and is a predicted model, not a curated record. Lineage: Eukaryota; Metazoa; Chordata; Actinopteri; Syngnathiformes; Syngnathidae.